UUGCCCUCUGGGUGGCCCUCUCACGCAGUUCCAGGCUCCCGCUCCCCUAAGCAGCACCUAUGGAACCAAACCCGCUUCACACUGCUUUAACAGUGUGAGGUAUUGACCCACAUCUCUGGAACUGCUUGCCUGACUUCUCUCCAGAUAUCUGUACUUUUGCGCCAUGCCAUCCGGAACCAACGCGCGGACAGGGUUCUCUGUGCGGGAUAUCCUAGAUCUUCCUGACCCAACCGGAAGAAACGGAACGAGAACCGUGGAUGAAAAUUCUAGGGAUGCAGUGAUGGAGGUUCUAGGCUCAGGAAACGGAGAGAAACGAGAAUUCAGCGGCCGGAGUUGGCGUGAGCGCGGCGCUGGAAGUUUGAACAGAUGGAACCGCCCAAAUCACGUACAUAGUUUGUCCUCCGAUUCCAGUACCGGAUCUACAUUUUCCCGCCUGUCCACGGAUGUGUCCCGGUCCGCAGACGGUCUAGAGGCGCAGAAGAACCGCAGGAAGAGGCGCGUGCUCUUCUCCAAAGCGCAGACGUUCGAGUUAGAACGGCGCUUCCGUCAGCAGCGUUACCUGUCCGUCCCGGAAAGGGAACACCUGGCUGGGCUGAUACGCCUCACUCCGAACCAAGUGAAGAUCUGGUUCCAGAACCACCGUUACAAGAUGAAGCGAGCCCGCGCCGAGCGCAGACGAGAGGCGCUGCAGCUGCUGCCCUCCACGCGCAUAGCCAUCCCGGUCCUGAUGCAGGACGCCAAGCCCUGCGAGCAGAUCACAGGUCAAGACCUGGAGGUGGCGCUGAGGUGUGGGAUCAGUAGUAUGCCGAUCUGCGCAUACUCCCCGCUGCUGCAUGCCGCCUAUGGACCGGAGCACCCCGGACUGCCGCAGCAGCCCUUCGGGGCGCAGCAUCUGGCGCACAUGUACCACUGGAGCUGGUGAGCUCUGAGACUGAUGGAGACGUUUCUAAAAAUGUUUCAAAAUUAAAAGACUCGUCCUCAGAUAUUAAACGCUUCAUGGGUUAGAAAAAAAAUAUCUUAAUCUCAAAACUCAAUCUCUGAAUACUCUUCCUGUGGGCCAAAAAGCUGUAAAAAUAAUUUGAUUAAAAAUCUGAAAUUCUUCCUUCCAAAGAAAGAUGUUUGUGUUUAAUGUGUUUUAAUUUAAACUAUUCAAGAAAAGCAUAUUUUGUCCUGACUUUGAUGCAUAAUACUACUAAAACUGAAGUUUGAUGAAGCCAAGAACUAUUUAAAAAAAGCUUAUAUUGUUGUUGUUUGCUUGCUGCUAAAUAAGAAAAUGUAUGACAACUUUUGUCUCUCCUGUGAAUUUUAUUAACUUAUUUUUAGCUGUGAGUUGGUUUUUAUGAAGUGGAUAUAUUUAAGUGUAAAUAAAAGUUGUGUGAUGGC
Oryzias latipes (Japanese medaka) is the source of this 1383-nucleotide messenger RNA. RefSeq names its product NK2 homeobox 2b (gene nkx2.2b). Gene Ontology annotation, molecular function: DNA-binding transcription factor activity, RNA polymerase II-specific; RNA polymerase II cis-regulatory region sequence-specific DNA binding. Gene Ontology annotation, cellular component: nucleus. NCBI's taxonomy places the organism in Eukaryota, Metazoa, Chordata, Actinopteri, Beloniformes, Adrianichthyidae. The record is from RefSeq and is a predicted model, not a curated record. Gene Ontology annotation, biological process: cell differentiation; regulation of transcription by RNA polymerase II.